AUGAUUGAAGAGAUGCAGUCUAUUAAGCUUCUACAGCCCGGUCCUAUUGGUGGAGGGCCAUACCGGGGUUGGUUCUUUACAGAUUAUAGUGCCGGACCUUUUGAAGACACAGCUGAGAUAGAAGCAUGGUUUAACCAUAAGCUUGAUAUGUGCAACAAAGUCCGUCAAGCUCCAGAAGACACGCCGCCAUUCCAUCUUACCAAGUUCGUUGUCACGCACCAGGACAUCAGUCCUCGAAACCUGGUCUUAGAUCAGUAUGUACGAGUGUGGUUGAUUGACUGGGCAUAUUCUGGUGCAUAUCCUCCUGCUUUCGAAAGCGCGGCGUUAUCAAUUCAGCCGUCUUUCACUGAUUUCAAUGAAAUGGUGUCAUCCCUCAUUCCACGUUAUCCCGAGGAGGAAGUGCAACUUGACUCUAUUGCAUAUGGACUAACCACUGCCGCAUUGGCCUAA
Penicillium egyptiacum is the source of this 450-nucleotide messenger RNA. Lineage: Eukaryota; Fungi; Ascomycota; Eurotiomycetes; Eurotiales; Aspergillaceae. The record is from the annotation of a GenBank genome assembly.